UGGCAAGGGGGGUAUCAAAUACCCCCCUAUCUUAAUUAAUUUUGAACAAAUAAACCCUUUGAUCUAACGUCCACUUAACAGACGUUUUCUUAUUAUUUUUUUUUAUUUUUCUUUUUUUUGGUGGGUCCCACUUGUAACUACCCGAAAUCCCCCUUUUUAUUUGGGGAAUAUGUUUGCGUUCGAAGAACCCUAGCCGGCGAUGAUUUGUUGCAAAUUCCCGAUCAUCUUUCGGGUUUUCCUGAAAUUAGAAUAGGGUUUCUUCGUGUUGUUGGACUGCGUUUUUAGCCAUGAGUCUAAAUUCCGCCUCUGGUGGUUAUGGAUCGAGCACAUCGCGCGGUGGACGUCAGUUUGAAGAUAAUCAAAAUCCCAGGCGUUGUACGUGCGAAAUUGACGGUAGAAGGUUGAGGGCUGUGAUAAUGACAUCGUGGACUGACGAAAACCCCGGUAGGAGGUUUUAUGGAUGUCGAAAUUGGAAGACGAAGAACUGCGGUUUUUUUGAUUGGCUUGACGAACCAAUUAGCGAAAGAGGCAAGGAAGUUAUCAAUGAGUUGAAACUCAUGAAGAUUAAGGAUAGCUCAAGCUCGGCACCCACUGAUAUGGAGCCGAAAAUUGUCAAGCUUUGGGAUUUUGUUCAAGCUUUGAAAUCAGAGUCAAGCGAAAUUAAGAAGAAAGUUAGACUAGUUACUGCAAUGUUGCUUGCUUCUUGGAUCAUGUAUCCCUUUGUUUUGGAGAUGAAAUUGAAGCACAUUUUGGAUUAUAUGUUCUAA
This is a messenger RNA of Salvia miltiorrhiza (redroot sage), 767 nucleotides long. RefSeq lists its product as uncharacterized. Lineage: Eukaryota; Viridiplantae; Streptophyta; Magnoliopsida; Lamiales; Lamiaceae. The record is from RefSeq and is a predicted model, not a curated record. The transcript has 3 exons. Gene Ontology annotation, molecular function: zinc ion binding. Bases 288 to 767 code for a protein of 159 amino acids.